Haliotis rubra (blacklip abalone) is the source of this 855-nucleotide messenger RNA. RefSeq names its product rhodopsin, G0-coupled-like. The transcript has 5 exons. Gene Ontology annotation, cellular component: membrane. Gene Ontology annotation, biological process: G protein-coupled receptor signaling pathway. The record is from RefSeq and is a predicted model, not a curated record. Gene Ontology annotation, molecular function: G protein-coupled receptor activity. Lineage: Eukaryota; Metazoa; Mollusca; Gastropoda; Lepetellida; Haliotidae. The coding region runs from base 1 to 855 and encodes 284 amino acids.
AUGGCACUGAGUAUCCUGGCAACGUUCGGUAACCUGGUUGUUCUACACAUUUUCUACAAAAACAAGAAGCUUCUGAAAAAUCCCCAGAAUCUCUUCAUCCUAAAUCUAACAAUAUCGGACCUGGGUAUCUCUCUGUUUGGAUACCCGCUGACAACCACAUCCUGUUUUGCCCAACGAUUCUUAUUUGGAGAAAUUGGAUGCCUCAUCCAAGGCUUCACGACCUUCAUCUUGGCCCUGUCGGACAUGAAAACCUUGGGCAUAGAACAUCGACUGACUACCGAGUUCACCAAAAAGGUGAUAGCAGGUCUGUGGUUGUACUCGCUGUUUUGGACUGCGAUGCCUUUGUUGGGUUGGAGCCGCUACGUCCUGGAACCUUUCGGGACUUCGUGCAGCAUCGACUGGACACUGAGAACCCCUAGUGGUCGAGGCUACACUUUGUCUCUCAUCUUCUUUUGCUUCGUUGUCAAUAUUAGCAUCAUUGGAUUCAGUUACACGAAUGUCGUGCGUACAUCCAGACGCCUCAUGAGAAGACUCAGGGCCACGAGGACUUCCCUCAGUAUAGACGAAGCAGUCGAACAGAGGAGUAUCUCAAGGGAGGACAGGCUCGUCUGGAUAACGAUGGCCAUGGUUCUGUCCUACGCCGUCUUAUGGUCACCAUACGCCAUACUGUCCAUCGUGUACACAUACGUCGACGACCUGGCCCCGUGGGUGUCCACGAUUCCAACGAUGAUGUGCAAGAGUUCCUGUCUGGUGAAUCCGCUCAUCUACUGCAUGUUCAACCAAGACUUCAGGAACUAUGUUAUUAGGAUUUGUUCGAGGCAGAGGAAGGUUGGAGAAGCGGUGAAAAGCAAGUGA